AUGAGUGGCAUCAAUCAGGAUGUCGCCACGAAUGCGCCUUCGCAAGACAAUGAACAGGUCACGGGCGACGUGAAGAUCCACUACAUCACAUAUGGCUCGGAGAAAGAGUCAUCAUGGCUGCCGGCAAUAAGACAGCUAAUCUCGAAAGACUUGUCCGAGCCAUACAGCAUAUAUGUAUACAGAUAUUUCCUAUAUCAAUGGGGCGAUCUGUGCUUCAUGGCUCUUGACGAUCAGGACAACCUAGUGGGUGUGAUUGUAUGCAAGCUGGAACCACAUCGAGGAGGACCUAUGCGAGGAUAUAUCGCCAUGCUCGCCACUAGAUCUGGGUAUCGUGGCCGCGGUAUAGCCACGGAGCUAGUACGGAUGGCGGUCGACAAGAUGAUCGCGAAAGAUGCAGACGAGAUUGCUCUGGAGACUGAAGUCGACAACAUUCCAAGUCUCCGGAUCUACGAGAAUCUAGGCUUCCUACGGACAAAGCGACUGCACCGCUACUACUUGAACGGGAACACUGCAUUCAGAUUGAUCUUGUACCUCAAACCCGGCAUACCAUACAAGGUCACAUAUCCUCCAGAGUAUCCUUACCCAGAAGGCGAUGGCAGUACCCCUCAUCAGCAAGGGCCUUUGGACGAAGAUCUGAUCCAGCGACAGGCGGCACAGUUGGAUAUUCAGGAUAUCCAUGAUCAGAGAUUUAAUCUUAUUGCGCGUUCCGACGACUUCACCUAA
This is a messenger RNA of Recurvomyces mirabilis, 723 nucleotides long. RefSeq names its product N-alpha-acetyltransferase 30 (gene naa30). The transcript is spliced from 3 exons. The record is from RefSeq and is a predicted model, not a curated record. NCBI's taxonomy places the organism in Eukaryota, Fungi, Ascomycota, Dothideomycetes, Mycosphaerellales, Teratosphaeriaceae. Gene Ontology annotation, cellular component: NatC complex. Gene Ontology annotation, biological process: N-terminal peptidyl-methionine acetylation. Gene Ontology annotation, molecular function: protein-N-terminal amino-acid acetyltransferase activity. The coding region runs from base 1 to 723 and encodes 240 amino acids.